Messenger RNA from Cylindrotheca closterium, 513 nucleotides. Lineage: Eukaryota; Bacillariophyta; Bacillariophyceae; Bacillariales; Bacillariaceae. The record is from the annotation of a GenBank genome assembly.
AUGCUUUCAAACCUCCUUGGGCAAAUGUGCAAUCCUCUGGAUGAGCUUUGGUGUAGAGAAACAAGGGACGUUGACGAUAGUAGUGCUGAUGCUGGGGAGGUUGGACUGAUGUCCGUUCUGGCCCUCACCGACGUGGUUGGAGUCUAUAAUCUUGCUGAUUUCAUGAUUCGACCUGACGGUUCGCAGCAAGAGCCGGACAACAUGUUGCCUCAAGAAAAAAUCAUGGUGACUAUGAUUGCCUUUCCAUUUCUAACAAUAGUCAUUGCAUUUGCCUUUGCGCCGCGCAAGAAUGCCGCAUUGAUUGCGGCUGCGACUCAUGGGCUCUACACUCUUCACCAACUGGUUCAUUGCGAUACUUGGCGAGCCCUGUUCCAUUCAGAUACUCAACUCACUAUGGAAUUUUUCAUUUACACCAAGGAAAUGUGGUUAAUGGUAUCAAUGAUAAUCUGGUACUUGGAGUCUAAAGCAGAGGCACAAAAUGCAAGGCAAAAAACAUCACAAAAAACAUCAUAG